AUGGCGGAAGAACAGGCCCCCACGCCGGAGAACAUGACAAUGCUCCAGGGCUUUGAAUGGUAUGUUCCUGCGGACCAUAAACACUGGGUCCGGCUAGAGAAGCAUGUCCCACAGCUCAAGGCGUGGGGUAUUGACAACAUUUGGAUCCCUCCUGCAUGCAAAGGCUCUUCUACGACUGGCAACGGCUAUGACAUCUACGAUUUGUACGAUCUUGGCGAGUUCGAUGCUAAGGGCGGCGUUGCUACGAAAUGGGGCACUAAGGACGAACUCUUGAAGCUCGGCCAAACCGCCAAGGACCACCGAGUUGGGCUCUACUUCGACGCUGUGCUGAACCACAAGUUUGCCGCCGAUCACAAGGAGAAGUGUCAAGCAAUCGAAGUGGACCAGGAGGAUCGAAACAAGGAGAUCAGCGACAAGUAUGAAAUCGAGGCUUGGGUGGGCUUCGACUUUCCUGCUCGCCAGGGCAAGCACAGUCCGAUGAAGUACCACUGGUAUCACUUUUCUGGAGUCGACUUCAACGCGCGCAAUGAAAAGACUGGCAUCUACAAGAUCAUGGGAGACAAGUCCACGGGUUGGGCAGAACACGGUGAUGUUGACAGUGAGAAGGGAAACUAUGAUUUCCUCAUGGGCUCUGAUCUCGACUACUCUCACCCCGAAGUGGAGGAAGACGUGCUCAACUGGGGCAAGUGGCUCGCCAACGAACUGCCGCUCAAGGGCAUCCGCUUCGACGCCAUCAAGCACUACAGCGAGGAGUUCCUGCGCAAGUUCAUCACCAUGCUUGACGAGACAUAUGGCCAAGGCUGGUUCUUCGUCGGAGAAUUCUGGAAGGACUCCCUCAACGAUAUGACGCGGUACCUGGACCGCAUGCAGAAGAAAUUCUCCCUCUUCGAUGCGCCCCUCGUUUACAACUUCAGCGAGAUCAGUCGCGGCAACGGUGCCGAUAUGCGACAGGUAUUCGACCAGACUUUGGUGUCCGUCAUGCCUGUGAAUGCCGUUACCCUCGUCAUGAACCAUGAUACGCAACCAUACCAGGCUCUUGAAGCGCCCAUUGAGGGUUGGUUCAAGCCCCUUGCUUACACCCUAAUUCUCCUUCGUGUGGAGGGUUACCCCUGUAUCUGGUUCGGCGAUCUCUACGGCAUCGACCCGAAAGGUGAGCAUCCCUUCCCAUGCGCGUGUGGAGGGGCUCUGCCGAAGAUGGCGCUGGCUCGUAAGCUCUACGCGUACGGUAAGCAGGCGGAUUACUUUGAUUACCCCACCUGUCUCGGCUGGGUCCGUUACGGAACUUGGGACCGCAGGUUCGGAUGCGCUGUCGUGAUGAGCAACGCUGGACCUGGCGAGAAGCGCAUGCAUGUUGGCGAGAUGCAUGCUGGUGAGGUGUGGACUGAUGUGUUGGGAUGGUCGGACCGCGAGGUCACGAUCGAGGACGAUGGGUUUGGGGUCUUCGUCUGUGGUGGGACAAGUGUGAGUAUCUUUGUCAACCGCGAGGCGGAGGGGCGGGAGAAGUUCUGCGAGACAUUUAACGACAACAUCUAUGGUCAUGAAUGCUAG
This is a messenger RNA of Pseudomassariella vexata, 1548 nucleotides long. Its product is annotated as glucan 1,4-alpha-maltohexaosidase. The coding region runs from base 1 to 1548 and encodes 515 amino acids. Gene Ontology annotation, molecular function: hydrolase activity, hydrolyzing O-glycosyl compounds; calcium ion binding. Lineage: Eukaryota; Fungi; Ascomycota; Sordariomycetes; Amphisphaeriales; Pseudomassariaceae. Gene Ontology annotation, biological process: carbohydrate metabolic process. The record is from RefSeq and is a predicted model, not a curated record. The transcript is spliced from 5 exons.